This is a messenger RNA of Saccoglossus kowalevskii, 1311 nucleotides long. RefSeq names its product mucin-6-like. The record is from RefSeq and is a predicted model, not a curated record. Gene Ontology annotation, cellular component: extracellular matrix. NCBI's taxonomy places the organism in Eukaryota, Metazoa, Hemichordata, Enteropneusta, Harrimaniidae.
AACUUGGUUGACGAAAGAAGUGCAAAAUGAAGAUAUACUGUGUGUUUCUAUUAAUGGCAAUAGUGUCUCAAACACUUGCAGUACCUAACAGAAGAGGUACAUUGAAGUGUCUUAAAUGCCACAAGCAAGACGACCUGACAGUUGGUCAGUGUAUUAAAAACGCAGCGUUCGAAACAUGCAGUUCAAAUAAGCCGACCUGUAUGACUGAAUUAUGGAACAAUAACGGAAAGAUUGUUUUCAGCUCUGAAUGUCAACAGAGUCGGGCUUGUGCUGAGGAAGAGGCUAACGAGCCCAAAAUGAAUCAGUGUGACAAACACCCGCUGAAUAUUGCGACAAAAUGCCGAUACUGCUGUUCUAUCCAGGAGGAACUUUCCCCAGGUGGUUAUUGUAGAUUUCCAGCGUGGAAAACCUGUGUCGUUAAAGGUGACCCCCAUUUCUUUACUUUCGAUGACUACAGAUAUGAUUUCUCUGGGUCAUGUGCCUAUACAUUGUUGGAAGAUAUCAGCAACGGUCCUGGAGCUGUACCAUCGUAUAAGAUAUCGGCAACGAACAUGUAUCUGGGACUGACCGCACGUGUGGUUGAUGUCAAUAUUACAGUGGAGGGACAUGCCGUUGAAAUCGGCACUAUAAUCGGGGAUGAUGACUCGAGUGUGGACAUUCGGAUAGACGGCAUCUCUCCAACAAUUAAUUCAUUCCCUUACGAAUUGAAUGAGGGUCGACUGAUAAUAGACAAUGACGAAGGAGGAUACAUGACUGUCAGUGCACCCAUAGCAGGAUUAAUUGUUUUCUGGAACAAGAAGUAUCAUCUCGAGAUUAUGCUCGACACCACAAUGGUAAUGGAAGACAGGUUAACGAUCGGAGGCAUGUGUGGUAAUGCCAACGGAAAUAUGGACUUUCAAGAUGAAUUGAAAACUAGAGGAGGUAGCGCAGUUCAUGACGAAUCUCCUGAAUCUAUUGCGAACUUUGCCUCUAGUUGGGAAGUUACUGGAACUUGUGUUUCGAUGUAAAUGAACCAACUAAGUUUUUGCAGGGCAUUAUAUGAGGUUCGGCAAUUUGACGAUGAACUUAUAUUAUACAAGAUACUUUUCUGAUGGUUGACAUAUAGUUUCAUGGACUACGCAGACCGUGUGAAAGAACUGAUACUGUUCCCAACAAAUGUUUUUACGUGUAAUGAAGAAUAAAUAGUUUUAUAGAGUGCACAAUGUUUUAAUGAUUCUGUUUUACUUCAAUUACAAUAUAGCUCAGCUCAAUAAUAUAAACAGUAUUAACAAAUGUAGUUAUCUGAAUUUCGUAAUAUUAAAAAUACAAUAU